CCCAUCACUUCAUCACGGCGACGGCGUGCCAGGAGGCAGACUACGGCUGGAUGAUCCGGCACUACUGCCUGAAGCAGUUCCAGCUCAGCAUGGAGGACAUCGGGCAGCCACUCUGGUGUGACUGGGACGAGACCGUGGGCACCUACGGGGAGCUGACGAACUGCACGGCGCUCAUCGCCGAGAGGCUCGACUGCUACUGGCCCAACCGCCUGGUGGACGAGUUCUUCGUGGCUGUCCACAAGCAGUACUUCAGGAACUGCUCCCCGUCGGGCCGGGCGUUGCACGACCCCCCCAACAGCAUCCUCUGCCCCUUCAUCAUCCUGCCCAUCCUCGUCACCCUGCUGAUGACCGCGCUGGUGGUGUGGAGGAGCAAACGCAGCGAGGGCAUCGU
Messenger RNA from Apaloderma vittatum (bar-tailed trogon), 391 nucleotides. RefSeq names its product receptor (G protein-coupled) activity modifying protein 1 (gene RAMP1). NCBI's taxonomy places the organism in Eukaryota, Metazoa, Chordata, Aves, Trogoniformes, Trogonidae. Gene Ontology annotation, biological process: G protein-coupled receptor signaling pathway; protein localization to plasma membrane; intracellular protein transport. Gene Ontology annotation, molecular function: coreceptor activity. The transcript has 2 exons. The annotation marks the transcript as partial. Gene Ontology annotation, cellular component: membrane; cell surface; signaling receptor complex. The record is from RefSeq and is a predicted model, not a curated record.